This is a messenger RNA of Metopolophium dirhodum (rose-grain aphid), 2120 nucleotides long. RefSeq names its product spermatogenesis-defective protein 39 homolog (gene Vps16B). Lineage: Eukaryota; Metazoa; Arthropoda; Insecta; Hemiptera; Aphididae. Gene Ontology annotation, cellular component: cytoplasm. Gene Ontology annotation, biological process: vacuolar transport; intracellular protein transport. The transcript is spliced from 13 exons. Bases 694 to 1863 code for a protein of 389 amino acids. The record is from RefSeq and is a predicted model, not a curated record.
CACCGGUCGACACACUCACGCGCUAGCGAUCUCUUCUCGUAUUAUCAGCUGCGUUCGGUGCAGAAGUACAGAAUUCAACGCUAUCCGUAUUCCUUCCGCGUGCCAUUAUCGUUAUCGGCGGCACUUGUUUGUUAUCAAACUUUUCGCAAUAACAAACCCAAACGUGCCCGGUCGGGCCUAUAGAGCCAGCGUCAAAACGGUAAAUACUCUUGCGUUUGUGGUGUUGUACCCUUUUUCAAUGUUCACUUUUCGGAACUGGAGGUCGACGUGUCUUCUAAAAUAUAGUGACUAAAAUGAAGAUUAUUUAUUGAGAUUUAUCUCUUGACGCUAGUGCGACGAAAAAAAAAAAAACGCCCAACUUACAUCAAUUGACGGUCCUUCUGUUAAUCAUUUUGCGUUUCAACAUUGUUAAUUCUUAUUAUUUAUAUAAUAUCUACGUGUGUUUUUAUUUUUACGUGAACUUCGUAUUGCUACUAUUACCGUUGUUUCCCAUAUCGAAGCUUCUUAUUUAUUUUUCAUUUAAAGUUAGGUUGAGCAGUAGCCAUCAGAAGACUCUUAUUUUAUUUACUGUUAGGGAGUUAAUCUGUUCUACUUAAAUAUUUGAUAAGUGUGUAUGUUCAUACACAUUUUGUCAUUUGAUUUAUUUUUGUAUUGUUUGGACAUUAUCACUUAGUCCUGUGAUUUGUUACUACAAUGAACUCCACGGACGAUGAAUAUUGGAAUGAAAAAAGUUUUGAAGGAUUUAGCUUUGAAGAUGAGGAAAAAGAAUUGAAUUUAAUUCAGAAAAUUCCACCCGAAAGUGAAGGUUUACAGAUUGGAUCAACAAAAGCUAAAUUACAAAAUGUUGAAUCAUUGGAUACACUACUUUCAAAAGAAAUUUUAGAUAAAAUAUUUAUAAAGCAAGAUUCAAAGUCAAAUAAAAUAAAUUCAACUCAAAAAAAAUUGAAGGGUGUCAAAUCUACAAUAGAAAAUAUUGUAAUGUCUCAUACAUAUACACUAGAACCAUAUCACAGCUUAGAAGAAAAAAUAAUGUUGUUAAAAGAAGCUUUGGAUACAGAAGAUGGAAAUGCAAUAUUAACUGUUGUUAUAUUUUUGACAAACACUUUGAAGAAAGGUAUUUUCCAGCGUAUAUUACGUGAUAAUCCUAUUGCUGCUUCUCAUUAUGUUCAAUAUUUAUACUCUAAACAAUAUAUUGACGAAUUAGUCGACACUUUAGAAAUGUUGGGACGAACAAAAGAUGCAAUGAUGAUGCUAUUUAAAUUUGGAUGUCGAAAUCCACAAAACUGUCUGCAAAGAUUCAAUGUAUGUGCCAAUCUAUCAGACGAACAAUAUGAUAAGCAAAUUAUAUCACAACUUAUUCAUUUAGUUGGAAAAAGUGGACAAUUUGUGUCAGUUGUUUCGUUAGUAACUGACAAAUGUAAGGAGCAACAAAAUGUACAAUCAUGUCGUAUGGUGGCUAAUGAAUAUAAUCUGAGUGCUAAACAGUUGGAAGCAACAUUGCUGAUGACUUUUUGUCAACUACAAAAUUGGAUUCUUGUGGAUGACAUGUUGUUAAACAAAAAUUGGCUUGGAAAGGAUAAAUUGGCUUUAUCAUUACCUAUCGGUGAAACCGUUAAACUAUUACACAAUAAUGGUGCUCCAUCAUCUUCAUUAACCCGUUAUAUAAAAAUAAUUAAAGAUUCAGAUGAACGUUUAGAAUUGGCUAAGAAAUUCAAUUGUCACCAUAUAAUAAUUGAUGAUUUUGCAUUCAAAAAAGAUCGUAGGGGAUUAUUAGUAUACAAGACAACUUUACAAAAACAAUCUGAAAGCUAUUAUUAUGCCGAUGUAAUUUUAAAGAGUCCAAAUAUGAAGUGGAAAAAUUAAUAACAUUAGUUAUAACUCAUUAGUCAAUACCAAAUUUAUCACAAGUGAACCCCUUUGAACAAAUGUAAGACUGAGACAGAUUAUUCAUGAUUUAUAAAUUAUUCACUAUUCACUAUUAUUUGUCAUAACAAUUAAUUUAUUUUAUCAUUAAAUUAAAUAUUAUUUUUAAAUUGAAACAUUCAUGCUAUUUUUGUAUGAUUUAAAUUGUAUAUAUUUAAAAAUAUAAAUAAAUUGAACUGUUACCAAAUUGCAAUGUA